Etheostoma spectabile (orangethroat darter) is the source of this 3958-nucleotide messenger RNA. It is a transcript of the gene tmc7, whose product is annotated as transmembrane channel like 7. The transcript has 16 exons. Gene Ontology annotation, molecular function: mechanosensitive monoatomic ion channel activity. Bases 172 to 2418 code for a protein of 748 amino acids. The record is from RefSeq and is a predicted model, not a curated record. Lineage: Eukaryota; Metazoa; Chordata; Actinopteri; Perciformes; Percidae. Gene Ontology annotation, cellular component: plasma membrane.
CUCUCAGGUCUGAAGUCAGUUGCUCCUCCUGUAUCCAAAUUCAGGAAGUUGUCUCUGGGAAUGUGUUGUCUUCCUGACAGAGGAGUCAACUCCUCCCAGCUAGAGUCGGCUAGGUUAAUUGUUAGCUAAUGACAUCCAAUAAAUAGCUAUUUUUAUUCAGAAAAGGGAACGAUGGAGGUCGACUCAGUCUUCUACACUGAUCAUAGUGGAAGAGUCCACAAUAACCCACUGUUGGACCAGCUCCCCAGCUACCAGUCCCUGCUGUACCGCAGGAAGGCAUCCAAUAGCGGCACCAAACGGCGGGGCAGCUCCAGAGGGCGAUCUGGUUCAUCUGGCAGUGGGAAAUGGGGUUUGAGCACCGUCAGCCGAUAUGAGGAGAAACAGAAAAGUCAGACGGUGCAGAGACCCGUCAGGGAACUAGCCAAGACCAUGGCGGAGAAACGCAUAGACAUAACACAGCGCAUGGAGGAGGCCCGAGGGCUCAGUAGUUUCAGACAGUUGAGGCAAAGCACCCGCAGGCAUUUUCGGAGGCUGAGGGACGAGGCCUACGCAUGGCUGAACUCGCUGAAGCUCUGGAGGGGAGACAUCCACCUGAUAGAGGGGAUGUUUGGCACAGGGAUCCUGUCUUACUUCUCCUUCCUGCGCUUCCUAGUCACGCUCAACUUGGUCAUCUUCGUGCUCAUGUUCAGCUUCGUCAUGUUACCCCUCAUCAUAGCCCCCCAUGUUUCAGGGAAUAUCACCUACACCCAGAAAAAUGGAAGUGUGUGCAGUGAGUAUUCAGGCACUGCCCGUCGUGGUCUGGUCAACUUUCAUGAGCACGUUACAGAUCUGCUGUCUGGGGGAGGCUUUCUGGAACUGACCUAUCUUUUCUACGGCUAUUACAAGGUUGACAAAAUACACUUUCCCAAGACCACUUACAAUUUGCCAUUGGCCUACCUGUUGGUCACCAUAGCUUACCUGUUCCUCAGUCUCAUCUGGAUUGUUAAAAGGUCUGCCACGGGAUUCAAACGUAACCUCAUUCAGGAUGAGGAUCGCUUUCAGAGCUUUUGCAACAAGAUUUUUGCUGGCUGGGACUUCUGCAUCACCAACGAAAACGCUGUGAGGCUGAAGAGAAGCAGUUUGCUGUACGAGCUCAGGACGGAUUUGGAAGAGGAGCGCAUCAAACAGAAAAUAGCAGAUCGCACCCGCAAGGAGAAGUGUCGGAUUUACCUCAUCCGCCUCAUUCUCAACCUUUUUGUCAUCGGCGUACUGGCUGCAUGCUUCUACAGCAUUUACGCAGCCACCAUCUUCUCCCAGAAAGUCCAGAUGGAUAACAUAAAGGAGAAUUUCAUCAUGGAUCUCAUCUAUGAGUAUCUACCCUCAAUAGUGAUCACCUUGGCCAACUUCAUCACCCCCCUCCUCUUCUCCGUUAUCAUCAAUUAUGAGGACUACUCGCCUGCCUUCGAGAUCCGCUUCACUCUCAUGAGGUGUGUCUUCAUGCGGUUGACCAGUAUUGGGGUUUUGCUCUUCUCUCUCUGGUCUCAAAUCACUAAAUGUGAAAAAGAGCCCUGCGCCUGUGGCUAUAACCAUAAGCUUUACUCUUGUUGGGAGACCCGUGUGGGCCAGGAGAUGUACAAACUCACCAUCUUUGACUUCAUCAUCAUUGUCGCAGUCACCAUCUUUGUGGAGUUUCCCAGAAAGUUGAUUGUGAAUUACUGUGACUGUGGCCUGGUUAAGUGGUGGGGUCAGCAGGAGUUUGCAAUUCCUCAAAAUGUGUUAGAGAUCGUCUACGGUCAGACCAUCUGCUGGAUUGGCACGUUCUACAGCCCGAUGCUGCCUGCCAUCUGCACUAUAAAAUACUUCUUCAUCUUCUAUAUAAAAAAGGUCUCAUUGGUCAACAACUGCCGUCCAGCCACACGUCCGUUUAGAGCUUCCAGCUCCAACUUCUUCUUCCUGGCAGUGCUGCUGAUAGGCCUGGCUCUGGCCUGUGUGCCGGUCACUUUUAGUAUAGCACAAAUAAACUCUUCCCACGCCUGUGGACCAUUUAUUAAUUACAACACCUCCUGGGAGGUGCUGCCAACUUCAGUAUCCAAGCUACCAGAUGGAAUCCAAAAACUCCUCAACGCUCUCUCAUCAGAGGCCUUCGCUGUCUCCUUCUUUGUUGUUACAUGUUUGGCCAUGUUUUAUGUGAUCGCACUAGCUGGAGCUCACAAGAGAGUUAUUGACCAACUAAGGGAGCAGCUAGCCAUGGAGGGCCGUGACAAACGUUUCCUGAUUCAAAAGCUGUGCCAGGCCCAAAGACUCUCAGCUAUCAAAUCCCCAGUGUCCAAAUCUCAGCCCCGCAGACGCAGCCCCAGCUACCACACCAGCUUCUCCAACAAUUUUAAUGAAGCUGUGUUCCUGGCACACUCACCUCCAGCUUCCUCCACACAUGUCUGAGGCGAGGGCCUGAUAUUACCGACUAAAAGCCAGAGACUGACCAGAUGGAGUGCAGUUUAAAACUGAAUUAAUAUCUUAAAGAGACACUAUUACACUUUUUUUGGAUUUUUCCCCAUCUUUUAGAGUGUUACAUGUUUUAUGCGUGUAUGCAAUAGACGUAUAAAGUACAAAAAACACACUUCACUCCAAGUGGACCUUACUCUUCCACAGACAUCACUUUUUCUCAACUGCCUGAAAACGGCCCACCAACAUUUCAGUUUAAAAUUCCUCAAAUUGUGAUGUCAUUGAUUAAGAAAGAAGCCCAGUUUUUCGAAUGUACUGCCUGAGCAAGCACAGCCCACCCGGUGGCUUGUUUGAAUCUGGUUGACCAAUCACAACAGAGUGGGCCAAUCAUUGCCAACUGGACUUUCAGGAAGGUGGGCCAAGGGCUCAGACAGGUGGAAGCACUGCAGCAAUGGGCAGUAUGAGAACACAAUGUUUUUAAAGGUCCCAUGGCAUGAACAUUUCACUUUAUGAGGUUUUUACACAUUAAUAUGAGUUUCCCCAGUCUGCCUAUGGUCUCCCAGUGGCUAAAAUGGUGAUAGGUGUAAACCGAGCCCUGGGUAUCCUGCUCUGCCUUUGAGAACAUGAAAGCUCAGAUGGGCCGAUUACCUUCAUUUUCUCUGCUUUGCCCGCCCAGAGAAUUUGGCCCAACCAUGAGAGAGAGGCAUUGUGGUUUCAAAUGAGCAAAGUAGCAGUCAAUCAAGGCCACACCCCAGCCUCCACCUUGCCCCUCUCUCUCUCUCUCUCUCUCUCUCUCUCUCUCUCUCUCUCUCUCUCUCUCUCUCUCUCUCUCCCUCCCCCUCUCUCCCUCUCUCCCUCCCCUUCCUCCUCCUCAAAAGCUACAGACUCAGAAAUGGCACAUCCUAAGGAAAGAUCCUAGUGCGACUGGCUCUUGUGGUUGUAAUUCUGUACCAAGGCUGAAUUUUGGGAAAGAGACUUCAGAUAUGAUAUUAGGGGACUACUAAGGCCUAUAUAAAAGCAUCCGAAGAGCAUGUCAUGGGAUCUUUAAACAUCAAAUACAAAUAUGAUGCUGAAAAGGUGGGGCUCUUUAAAUCUUUUUUUUUUUUUAUGUGAAAACACUACAACUAGGAGGCUUGUAUGGACCUGCUUACAUUAUUGUGUCGUGUCUUUUUAGUGUUGUGUUAUUGACAAGUAUUUUUAUCCCCUGCUGUAUUGACGGUCAUCUUUCCCUUCUGAGAAGGACUUGCUACUAACUACUGGAGUUUGAAAAACCUUGAGUUGUAUGCACUUUAAAUGUAUUAACACUACAGUUUUCUCGCCUUUACAAGUUGUUUACAGAAGAGUGUACUCAUUGUGCACUCAUUAUGUGUUUUAAAAUCUGUUUAUGAUUAUUAACCCUGAGGUUGUAUUAUAAUGCAAAGAACAAAUACAUUUCAAAAUACUAAACUGUAACAAUGUUCAUUUGACCAUUUUUUGCGUGAGGAUUUUUUUUUUAUAGAUUUUCCAAUACAAUCUAAAUCAUAUACACUUCUCUCAU